AUGUUCGUCCACACACACUCGAGCGAGGGGGCGUUACUCGCUGUCUCGUCCGGGCCGUCCACCUACGCCGAACCGCUGAGCGCCGGUCCCUCCGCCUCGUCCUCUACGUCUGGCUCGUACUCGCCUGACGCACACAAUCCCACCACACACGUUCAGGCCGUAAUCAGACGCGUCGGAGGCAGGCCGAAUGUGGCAUCGGCGUGCGGACCAUGUAAGCGCGCUCAUCUCGCGUGCGACGUGGGUAGGCCGUGCAAAAGAUGUACGGUGGCGGGGAAAGCAGAGUCGUGCGAGGACGUACCGCAUAAGAAGAGAGGACGAUCUGAAGUGCCCAAAGCUUCAAUGGGCAAUCCAUACUCGAGGGUUCGUAUGCCGCUGCAAGUGGACGCGAGUGGUGGUGGCGGUGGCGGUGGCGGGAAGUGGCGCCGACCAUCCAACCAGAACCUAUCACCAUACGCCCAGUCCUUGCCUCCCCAACCCUCCCUCCGCGUGGACCAGAACCCAUACAUAGCCAGACUCCCCUCUACCAGCACGCCCAUCACGCUCCCCUCCCCACCCCUCUUUACCGUCUUUACCACCACGGACCUUCGGAUCUUGCGGUGCACGCGCGCGUCCUACCCCCUCACUGGCUUCCCUCCCCAAGAAUUCAUCAAUACCAACCUCCUCGACUGGGUCAUGCCGCACGACCGACCUCUCCUCGAGAUGGAACAUGGGCGACUCAUGAACAACUCCAUGUGUCCCGGACACCUCCACUCGGACCGCGAGACCCAAGAGUCCAUGUCCCAGCGGUCAGAAGCGGAGCUCCAAUCGCCCGUUGCGGGGAUGAAGGAGCCGUAUCCGAACCAAAACGUCCGGGUCAUGCGCGCCGACCAGCAGUACUCGGUCUUCAAUGUCCGUCUGCAUCUCGGUGGCGGGCUCGGCGGAUCGCUAUGGCGGCCUGAAACACUCGGGAAGGUCUAUUUCGUCAUCUCACUCCUCCUACUUCCUCCACCCACACCGUCGGCCAUCCCCCUUCCUCCCCAUCAGCUCGCCGUGACAGACCGGGAUGGCCAUAGCAGCGGUGCCAGCACGCCGGUGGGAGACGACUUCUCUCCCCAUCCCCAGACCUCCUUCCGGCCCCCACCGGUCCCAUAUCCCCAUGCUACAUCGAAUGGGAACGGCUCGUCCAGUAGCGAUCCCACUAUGGGCUCCACCUCCUCGGGCGGUCUCGACCCCCAGUACGGCCAGUCGUCCGAAUACUGGGCCACAAGCGUCAAGCCCGAGCCGAUAUCUCCCUCCGUCCAGCCGGCACCUGCACCACCACCUUCCGCCGGCCUCUACUACAGCUACCCCAUGCCCGCGCCCCUUCAUUCCCCAUAUCCAUCCAACAUCUCCCCACCGGACGGUCAAUUAUACCAUCCCGCCGAGCCAGACACGUACCUCGCUCUGCCUCCUUCCCUGCCAGCCAAACCAUCCCUGCAGCCCCCACAGCAACUGCAACAACAACACAUGCAGGGGUAUUCGUACGAUCCGCAGUACAUGCAGCCGUAUCGCGGGCAAUCCGAAGCACCACCAGUAUGGAGUGGGGAGGGUCAGGGACUUGUACCUGGAAGUUUGGGCGCGCCGUCGGACAGGCGAGUAGUUUCGGCGCCGCCGAUGGGUGGACCUACGGGGCAGGAGAUGAGCAUUGGGGAGUAUGACGAGUAUAGUGGAAGAUUGUGGGAAGCGUGA
Molecule: messenger RNA, 1707 nt
Organism: Dioszegia hungarica
Lineage: Eukaryota; Fungi; Basidiomycota; Tremellomycetes; Tremellales; Bulleribasidiaceae
Exons: 2
Coding region: 1-1707 (568 amino acids)
Biological process (GO): regulation of DNA-templated transcription
Molecular function (GO): DNA-binding transcription factor activity, RNA polymerase II-specific; zinc ion binding
Source: RefSeq, a predicted model, not a curated record